AGCCGAACUACGACGAAAUGAGACGAACACAGCCGAAGCUUUUUCAGACGUGAGCAAAACCGUCCGCUAUGAGACCUGCAGGAAGAGCUCAGCGACCACGAUAGUACAUCUGCAAAAUCAUUCAAAAAGGAUUAACGUUAUAAUGUCUUAAUAUGUUUUUAAACGGCUCAUGUCAGUAGGUGUCCAGUGAGCUGCCUGUAAGAUGUCUAUGGUCCUGUUUGCCUCUGUGGUGAGAGUGAGGGAUGGUCUACCUCUCUCGGCCUCCACUGACUAUGAACAGGAUAAAGGGCUUCAGGAGACCAAGAAACAUCUCAAGAGUCUGUCCAAAAAACUCAGCCAGUUUCCUGAUCGCUGCUCACUUAGAUCUGGCAUAUACAACAUCAAUUUUACAAGCUCUCUCGGAGUUGGGUAUAUGAUGGUUUGCACAGAAAACUAUCCCAAUGUCCUGGCCUUCAGCUUCCUGGACGAGCUUCAGAGAGAGUUCAUUGUCACGUAUGACACCAAGCGGAUCAACAGCGCUUUGAGGCCUUUCUCUUUUAUUGAGUUUGAUAACUUCAUUCGGAAAACCAAGCAACGUUACAAUAGCCCACGUUCCCUCUCCACCAAGAUUAAUCUAGCCGACAUGCAGACUGAGAUCAAGCUCCGGCCUCCUUAUCAGCUCUCCGCGGAGGACAUUGGAUCAAUCAACGGCUUCUCAGAACACAAGCAGUCUAAAUAUAAAGGCAUUGCUCCUAAUCAAAUGUUGGAGGCCGUCACCCUGUCGGGUAUCGUCGCCUGCAUCCUAAGUGUCCUGUGCGGCGCUCUUAAUUUGCUGCGGGGAGUCCACGCAAUAGAAAGCGUAUUGCAGAACGAGGAUGAAGACUUUAAUUACGUAAUUGCUUUUUUCCUUGGAACCGCGGCCUGUGUGUAUCAGUGUUAUUUGUUCGUCUACUUCUCAGUUUGGAGGAACAUCAAGUCAUUCCUGGCCUUUGCUAUGAUCUGCCUAUGCAACAUGUAUCUGUAUGAACUCCGUAACAUGUGGCAGAUCCUCUUUCACGUGACGGUGGGUGCGUUCAUCACUCUGCAGAUCCACCUGAGAGGACCGCAGGGCAAAGCACCAGACUACAACGUUUGACCCCCUUGAACUCUUUUAAGACUGCAUAACAGCCCAGCACUUCAACCCAUUCUGAGGAUAAAAGAACUAUGGAUUGUGAAGCAGGUUUUACAUAUUGUUUUGAUAUUGCUCAAGAAACACUUCCUGCUGUUUCACAUCCAGUUGAGAUCAAAGAUGGAAAACUGCUGUUUUGGUUGAAGCAAAAGGUUCAUAACGGUGACUUCAUACGUGGACAAUAUUGGACUCAUGCAUGAAAUAUUAAAGCAAAUUAGUAGCAGGUAAUUCAGAUGUGCACAAUUAAUAUAUUUUCCAAUAGGGAGGCAUUGUGGUUAUUUAUAGUUUUAAUUGACGUCAGGGCUUAAAGAGACAGCUCACCCAAAAAUGAAAAUUCUGUUGUCAUUUCUUGAAGAACGUGGCUUUCCUCCAUACAAUGAACGUGGAUGGCCACCGUGGUCUGUCAAAGAUAAAAUAAAAUAAAAGCAUCAAACUAAUAUAAAAUAAAACCUUAAACUACUUAAAUAUAUGCAGAUUUUGUAAUAAGCGUAAAAUACGUUGUUUCUAUAUGCACAAUCAAAAUCUUUAAAUCUAUUGUUUUAUAUUUUUAAUAUGAUUGUCAUUUGCUAUGUAGUUCCUUCCCUCAUUAAAGCCGUUACAUACACUGUCUUAUAAUUCUUUUUGUCCAAUUUUCAAAUAGGUUUUUUUUUUUUAUUCUUCGCAUUAAAGUUUGUAAUGUUGUGAUUCACCUUGUAGCUGGUUAGUUUGGUUCAUGGUAACUCUUUAAUGAAGGCUAUGUGAAACAUAUUUCCAGAACCAAGGGCACUGAAAAAGUGUGUGGGUACUGUUGCACUCUAGCUUUGUGUGAGAAACAGACCAAAAUGUAAGUUAUUAUUCAAUAAAAAUAUUGCUUGACAAUUGUGGUAUUAUUCACAGUUUAUUGUAUGGUAAAAAGCUGCUUAGACAU
This is a messenger RNA of Rhinichthys klamathensis goyatoka, 2054 nucleotides long. RefSeq names its product SEC22 homolog A, vesicle trafficking protein (gene sec22a). Bases 203 to 1114 code for a protein of 303 amino acids. Lineage: Eukaryota; Metazoa; Chordata; Actinopteri; Cypriniformes; Leuciscidae. Gene Ontology annotation, biological process: endoplasmic reticulum to Golgi vesicle-mediated transport. The record is from RefSeq and is a predicted model, not a curated record. The transcript is spliced from 7 exons.